AUGGCGCGAGCCGACCAGCCGCAGGACAAGACCAAGACGGAGCAGCGGAUUGGCGCCUACACCGUCGUCCGGACCUUGGGCGAGGGCUCCUUUGGCAAGGUGCGGCUGGCCAUCCACAACGGCACCGGCCAGAAGGUCGCCCUCAAGAUCAUCACCAGGAAGAAGCUCAUCAGCCGCGACAUGGCCGGCCGCGUCGAGCGCGAGAUUGAGUACCUGCAGCUGCUGCGGCACCCGCACAUCAUCAAGCUCUAUACCGUCAUCAAGACUCCGUCCGAAAUCAUCAUGGUGCUCGAGUACGCAGGCGGCGAGCUCUUCGACUACAUCGUCCAGAACGGCCGCAUGAAGGAGGCAGAGGCACGCCGCUUCUUCCAGCAGAUGAUCUGUGCCGUUGAGUACUGCCACCGCCACAAGAUCGUCCACCGCGACCUGAAGCCAGAGAACCUGCUGCUGGACGAGAACCUCAACGUCAAGAUUGCCGACUUUGGCCUGAGCAACAUCAUGACCGACGGCAACUUCCUCAAGACGAGCUGCGGCAGCCCCAACUACGCCGCCCCCGAGGUCAUUGGCGGGAAGCUCUACGCCGGCUCCGAGGUCGACGUAUGGAGCUGCGGCGUCAUCCUCUACGUCCUUCUCGUCGGCAGGCUACCCUUUGACGACGAGCACAUCCCCAGCCUCUUCGCCAAGAUUGCAAGGGGCACCUACAGCAUGCCGCAGUGGAUGCCUCCGGGCGCGGCCGCCUUGAUCAAGGGCAUGCUGGUGGUCAAUCCCGUGCAGCGCAUGACGAUUGACGAGAUCAGGGCCGAUCCGUGGUUCAACACCGACUUGCCCGCGUACCUGCAGCCUCCCGUCGAGGAGUUUUUCAACACCGGCGUCGAUCCCAACAAGGCAAUCAAGAAGAGUGAUAUUGCGCCCAAUGCUCCCGAAAAGGUGCAGGAGAAGCUGCAUAACGAAGUGACCGAAAAGAUUAGCAAGACCAUGGGCUAUGGCAAAGACGACGUGGAGGAGGCUCUUCAGUCUGAUGAGCCUUCCGCUAUCAAGGAUGCCUACAUGAUUGUUCGAGAAAACAAGCUCAUGCUAGCGAACAACCCAGACGCCGGCCUCACUGGGGACGAAGGCAGUCCUAUGAUGAGUAUAUCUUCUACACGAUCCGCCAUUUCGCCAGGAGGCGCGUCCCCUCGUCCGUACGUCACCAAGAUCGGCAUUCUACCCAGCAGUCUUCCUGCCUACCACAAGGAUUACAUGGAGAGGGAAAAGAACGGGACCGGCCAUGACCCCGUUACUCCGGCCAUCACCAUCAACGACGAGCUGCCCGUCACUCGCACUGAGGUUGAAAAAGAGGAGGCGGCGCGUCGUUUGAAUCCUCACUCCCGCAGUGCUCUGCGUCUGGACGAGUCCAGCAAACGCCCGCAGGGCAUGACACCCAUCACCGCCCCAGUCAAGAAGCCCAAGCCUGUGCGCUGGCAAUUUGGCAUAAGAUCUCGCAAUGCGCCAUGGGAGGCUCUCCUUUGCAUCCACAAGGCCCUGAACAAGCUUGGCGCAUCCCAUCUCCGCGACGAAGGCUACGAUGAGGCGCAACGCAGAGGGGUCGAAGAUGCCACAAGCCGCGAUAGCAGCUUCGCAAACGGCGCCCCAUUAGAAAGAGAUCCGAACGGGCAUGACAAGGAUCCCACGAAGAGGUAUAAGCUGCCUGCAGAUCCGUGGCAUAUCCAGGUCAGAUGGCCAUCAACAAGCAUGCAAGCAGGGGCGGAUCGUCGAGAUGAGCUCGGUUCCAAAGCCGGAUCUCCCGACAGCUUCGUCUACACUCGCGGAGAUGCGGCCUCACGCAAGGACUUUGUCGCCUUGCAUAUGGACAUCCAAAUCUAUGAGAUGGAGCAGGGGGUCUAUCUCGUGGACUUCAAGUGCUCGGGCUACGAGACCCAGGACGGAAGGCUGCUCGAGGAGAAGGAGGUCACCAGUCCGUUUCCGUUCCUGGACCGGGCCGCCAAACUGAUUAUGCAGCUGGCCGAGGCCGACUAGGUUCGCCGCGGAUUCGCUGCAUUUGCUGAGCGGCUUUGGCCCCUUGGGUCGAGGACCAGCAAGUUGCUUUCUGGCUGAAGGCUCUCUCCACUGGUGUCCUCGCGAGGACCAAGGAUGUGUGAUCUGGUCGAGGAAUAUCCGAAGGUCUCGCUCUCCCUCAUAUUCCCGACGGUUUGAGCUUCAUGGGUCACUUGAGUUGUACUUUUCUUCGCUCUUGUCUUUUCCCCUCCAUUUCUUCACCUCUAAUCCCUUGAACUCCGAAAUGGGUGGCCCUGCAACAAUAGGAAGUCUCUUCCAUUCUUGCUUUGCCAUUCACCCUCUGCAUCUUUCCUUCCUAUAUUCUCUCGUCCUUUCACACAUUGUGCUUUGAUAGUAUGUUUUCCUUCAUGUGUUUCUUGGAGGGGGGUGGGCGUCAAAUCUGGGUUUAGAAUCUUCGCGUGGUUGCGCAGCGUUUAUUGUCAGCGCCGAGCGGGGGGGUUGGAUGGGCAUGGGAAGUGUAAAACUUUGGGCGGAAGGAUACCGGUGAGCCGAUGGGCAUGAGCUGGGUCUGUUCUUGACGGAUUGAAUGAGUCAAAAACGUUGCAAAACGUUGAACAACAGACAAAGAGGAGGGACUGCUGCCGUUGCGCAAGCUGGGGGGUUUCUCAUCUCCGUUCAGCUCUUUUGUGUUUGCUGAAGCUGCGAGAAGGAAAGAUGAUGGUCACCAUAGGUACAUAUAUUAAUGUGUAACAUUUUUUUUUCUGUAUUUCGUACAAUUUGGCUAUUGGCAUAGCUGCGCCUUUUCAUGACUGGGACAACUCAAAUAGAUGACAUUCGACCUUCUUCAGAUCACACAGUCUCCAAGUAUUACGACACUAUAUG
Trichoderma reesei QM6a is the source of this 2877-nucleotide messenger RNA. It is a transcript of the gene snf1, whose product is annotated as serine threonine protein kinase. The transcript is spliced from 4 exons. Bases 1 to 2016 code for a protein of 671 amino acids. NCBI's taxonomy places the organism in Eukaryota, Fungi, Ascomycota, Sordariomycetes, Hypocreales, Hypocreaceae. Gene Ontology annotation, molecular function: protein serine/threonine kinase activity; ATP binding. Gene Ontology annotation, biological process: intracellular signal transduction; protein phosphorylation. The record is from RefSeq and is a predicted model, not a curated record. Gene Ontology annotation, cellular component: cytoplasm.